Molecule: messenger RNA, 510 nt
Organism: Colletotrichum fioriniae
Lineage: Eukaryota; Fungi; Ascomycota; Sordariomycetes; Glomerellales; Glomerellaceae
Source: RefSeq, a predicted model, not a curated record
AUGGAAGCUAUCGGUGCCGCUGCCAGCGGCAUAGCCCUGGGCCAGCUGUGCAUAGGCAUCUCCAAAGCCGUCCAUCUCUGGCACUCGAUCGAAGAUCUCCCCGUAGACAUCCAAGACGCCGUCGACCGCCUCGAAGCUCUGGGUCCCGUCCUGGAAGACAUGUUCACCAUGAUUUCCAGCUCCGAAGGUGACGACUACGGCGGCCCGGAUCCGAGUCUCCAAGUACCGGCUCGACACGCGAAGGCAUGCGUUGCAUACGCCACUAAGGCGCACCACGCUCUCAAGGACAUGGUCGAUAAGUUACAGACUGCUACGCAUAAACCGCUAAAAGCGAGUCUUCACGGUCGUGCGAAACGAAAGAUGAGACUUGCGUGGGCUGGGUUGAAACGUGAUGAUGUGGUUAAGUUGGAGCGGAGGCUAGAUUCGGCGGUUGGGAUGGUUCUUAUAACAGCUGAGAAGAUGGCGGCGAAGGUUGUCAAGAGUCAGAGGAAGCUACACGAGAACAACUAG